GUCUCUACAGUCUCGUCUAUUACGAGGGAUUCAGAUGAUUGAUUUUCUUCUAAAAGCGCGGAAAUGAAGAAGAAGUCAAUAUAAUUUUCUGUAUAGACAGAAAUGAAUCUCACCCUCAGCUUGCAAUGCGAUGCACCGAAGCACAUCGAGGAAUAUUUUCUGCAGACUUUAUCUACAUGUACCUUGACAACUGGUUCACGUUGACCUCUAUUUGCUCAGGAAAAGAGCACUCCAUGGCCAAAAAUAUCAAGAAAAACGAUUUUCCUUCUUCGUAAUGCACAUCUGAAAAACGAAUUUUUAAAUAUUUCUUGAACAAGAUGGUUUGGGAAUGCAAGGAGUGUAAUAUGACAUUUAAAACUGAACAGUUGUACGAGACUCACAAGAAGAAGUUUUGUUUUGGAAACAGUGUGGAUCCCGCUCGUAUUCAUUCGAGAAUUUCUAGUAAAGGUGGGAAUAACACUGAAAAAAGAGACAGACAAGAAUUUCAAAUGCCAUUACCUUAUAUCAAGCCUUCAGUUUAUUCUGCUCCCAAUACUCCAUCAAGACAUAUUAGCAGUGUAUAUCCAGAAAAUGAUAGGAGCAAGAUUUUUCUUUCCAGUCCAAAUCAUUCCUUACGCCAUCAAUCUGCACCAAACACACCCUCUAGUGAUUAUGGUGAUAUAACAGCUCUUGAAAAAGAAAAGAUUGACCAGUUAAAAAGGUUCAAAGCUCAUCAUGUGCUGCAGAGAAAUUCAAGGAACUUGGAGGAGAAGCAUUUUUUGGACAGCAUCAAAGACAGGCGGUUUCAGACCUCAAGGAGAGGCAAUCACGAUCAUGAUAAGGGUGAUGACAGGAUUGGGAAAUUGACUGACAUCCAUCAGCAGCAACUUGCUGACCUUAAACUGAGGAAUGAGAAACUUCAGGAAGAGAAAGCCAGGCUAGCUGAAAGAUUAAAUUCUUUAGGAAUAAGAAGCAGACAAAAAAUUCCAUCCCAAGGAAGUCUGAAACAACAAGCCACAGAACUUGAUGGACUCAAGAGAUAUUUGGAAUUUAAAGAAGACGAAGAAAAGAGAAAUUUCCAUGCACAGCAAUCUCAAGCAAAUAUAAUGAAGGUUUCACCCAAAUUACCACCUCAAAGUGUAACAGCUGGUUAUGUAAGAGGUCCAGAACUGCAAGCAGUACUUCCAAGGAAAUCUCCGAGGGAGCUAUCUAAUGGAAGAGGCCAGGUUGUGCCAUAUCAGCCUUCAAUACAAUAUUACGAGCCAGCUCCAAUACCACAUGGGCAGAGCAAUGUCUUGCAUGAACUCAAUAUGCUGAAGAAUGACUAUUUCCAAAAGGGAGGCCAUGAUCCAGAAAUACUUGCACAGAUAAGAGAUCUAGAGUACGAAGCACAAAGAAUGCAAGCUACCCAGAGACCGCAAGCUGUAGAUCCAUUCUUGCAACAGCAAAUUCUGAGUUUCCACACGGCCAAUCAGAGACUUGAACAAGAGCUGCAACUUUUAAGGGAGGAGAGAGGUCAGAAAGAAAGAAAGCGUUCACCAGAGGUGGAUCCUGAAUUCCAACGACUGAAAGAAGAGCACUUGGUUAAAAUGGCGUCAUUGAGACAAGAAGCAGAGCUGUUAAAACAACAAGCUGAGGUGGAGAAAAUGAGAAAACAACUGAAAGAUCUCAGGGGGGAGAGUACAAUAUCACUUGAAGAAAAUAGAAAGUCACCAUUCACAUUAACAAAUACGAGUACAAACAAAGAAUUACAGCCGAGUCCUUAUGAUCCAAAUGCUGGGUUUGCCGUUUUCUGGGAUUUUGUUCUUGGCAUGAACUCGUCCUUUUCCAGAUGUAGACUUGCUGCUGGGGUGUACCAAGGGGCAGAAAUAGCGACAGAUGUCAAACUGUUACCAAUUGUUAAAACAACAGUCAUCACCCGACAGAGCCAUCCCACAAUCCCCCCUGGUGGAGCAGGAGUUAUUGGUGUAAAGCAUCCAUUUCCAAGAUGUAUGCCUGAUCAGAAUCUUGGCCUCGUUGUGGAGCUACAAGCAAACAGUCCCGAGGACUCUAAUGACCCAAAUGAGCUGUUUUCAAAAGGCUGGACCAGGAUUGAUUUGUUUGAUAUGAGUAACCGGUUGUUCAGUGGAAGGUGGAAAAUUCCGAUCAGAAUCCCUCCAAUUAAAGCAUUUCUUAGCACCCACGAACUUAACAUGAUACCACAGGUUGGACUUGCAGAGCUUUAUCUUAGACUUGUGAACAGUCGCGACGUUCCCUCACAAGAUACACAGAACCCUCAGCCUCUUCAACAUCACAUGUACAAGUAUCCAUCAGUGGAGAACAUUCGUGUCAUUCCUCAAGUUUCUACGCUGUCUGUCAACCACAGCUCACCAAAUUUUUCCCCAGCGCCACCCCCGUCAGUGCCUCCCCCUCCCGACACCCCAGUGGCUGUUUCACAGAGAGCGGAAAGGUAA
Messenger RNA from Stylophora pistillata, 2432 nucleotides. RefSeq lists its product as uncharacterized. NCBI's taxonomy places the organism in Eukaryota, Metazoa, Cnidaria, Anthozoa, Scleractinia, Pocilloporidae. The record is from RefSeq and is a predicted model, not a curated record.